Messenger RNA from Necator americanus (New World hookworm), 1398 nucleotides. RefSeq lists its product as uncharacterized. The coding region runs from base 1 to 1398 and encodes 465 amino acids. Lineage: Eukaryota; Metazoa; Nematoda; Chromadorea; Rhabditida; Ancylostomatidae. Gene Ontology annotation, cellular component: clathrin vesicle coat; plasma membrane; endosome. Gene Ontology annotation, molecular function: clathrin binding; phospholipid binding. The record is from RefSeq and is a predicted model, not a curated record. Gene Ontology annotation, biological process: endocytosis. The transcript is spliced from 12 exons.
AUGUCGAUUUCUACUAUUAGGCGGCAGGUAAAAAAUGUCGCCUAUAACUUUUCUGAUGCACAAGUAAAAGUUAGGGAAGCCACAUGCAAUGAUCCAUGGGGACCCUCCACAGCCUUGAUGUCUGAGAUUUCCGACCUCACCAAUAAUCCAAUGGCGUUCACUGAAGUUAUGUCAAUUAUCUGGAAAAGGUUGAACGAUUCAGGCAAGAAUUGGCGUCACGUGUACAAAAGUCUGGUGUUACUCGACUUCUUGAUUAAAUGUGGGAACGACAAGGUUUCACAACAGUGUCGUGAGAAUAUAUUUACCAUUGAGACGCUUAAAGAUUUUCAACAUAUUGAGGAUAAUCGAGAUCAGGGAUUAAAUAUUCGCGAGAAAGCAAAACAAAUAACAGCGUUGUUGACUGAUGAAGAGCGUCUGAAGAACGAACGAACACGUUUCAUGUUGACUAGAACAAAGUUUCGGGAAAACAGCGCUUUGGGUGUUGGAUCAGAACGAAGGAUUCAGCGCUCUGAGACAGGCAAUCCUUUAGAUCCCGAAAUUGAAGAUGCUCGCCCGUCCUCAAUUGGUGAAGAAGAAAUGCAACUACAAAUUGCAAUCGCUCUGUCUAAGGAAGAGCAUGAAAAAAUUGAUGAAAUGAUGAGGAGCGACGAAGUCCGUCUCCAGCUCGCCUUAGAAGAGUCUCAGCGUGAGGCUGAACGGAUGGCUAAAAUGGAACCCAAGACUGUAAACAGUGGUCAGUUGACACAAAGUGCAUUAGAUGAUUUGCUUUCACUUGGAGUUGGAGAGGUCGUGGCAAGCGAGCAGCCUACGUCAUCCACCGCCGCAUGGGCAAACACUGGUCUUGUUGACCCCUGGGCAUCAGCUUCUCCGCCCCGAUCUACAUCUUCUAACUUAUAUUCAAUUGGCCAAGUAAUGAAUCACGAUCCAUGGCUACCUUCCACCGGGAAACCUCUGCUUGCAACAACUAAUGCUCCCGUUUCUAUUCUGAAGCAGUCCUCUGCUAUUGAUCCUUUCUCAACGUGGGAACAACAACUAGACCCGACACCAAAUGUUGAGGUCUCUCAUUCUUCAGCAAUGACGAAUGGUUCUGUCAUCAGUGGACCUCGAAAAACUCCAGAAAAUUUCUUGGGCGAGAACAGCAGCCUUGUUAAUUUGGACAAUCUUCUUGGUGUAUCCUCCUCUAAUAAUUCAAGCUGUGCGAAUCCAUUUCUUGGCAACUCGUCUUCUUCGGCUAAUCCAUUUGCUGCCCAACAAAGGAAAUCACCAACGCUGAACGAGAUGCGUGCUGCACAAACUGCUUCUAUUCCACCCAUUCCUCUUGUUGGACCUAGGGUAGGAGUACAAGGACAACCUUCCCAAUCAGCUCAAGAAUCCAAUCCAUUUGGCAGUCCAUUUUGA